AUGAUUACUACCUCCUCCGAUGACUCCACAACAACUGUAUCCAGCUCAACCUCGGGUGGCACAUCAAAAACCCUAUCUGGCUCUACCUCGGUCAGUGGUACGUCAACUCAGUCUACUUCUUCGAGUGGUACAUCAAGCCAGUCUACUUUAUCCGAUUCCUCGAGCACUGCGGAUGCUCUUGACCUAGAGCAGAUGGUAUCCAUGGUAUCUACUCUGACAGGAACCGCAUCUGAGGAAAUGGCUGUGGUGAUUACCAACUGGCCAAAAAAGACGGCGACUGUUGCAUGGGAUGUGCUGGCCGAUGAGAUGACUCAGACCACAACUGGAACGUCGUCUGCUACAGGAGGCUUUUACAUCGGAUUGUGGUUUGGAGAUCUCAACGCCAACAUUCAGAAGGCAAACCUCAAAGAUUCAGAGACCAUAAAACAUGUGAAGGACAAUAUUGCCAAGGGUAAAUUAGUCAUUGAGAAUUAUAUCAAAAAGCGGAAGGAUGAUGGCAAGGGAGGCUCAGGAGGCAGCCAUCGAUCUGGCUGUAGCUCGAAGAAAGGGCUUUUCUCGGCUUUCACCAAUAUCAUUAACAAGGUCAGCUGCUUUGUGAACAAAGCGGAGGAUUCGAUUACAAAGGGAUCAAAGACUAUUGGACCUAUCAUCAAUGAUGGACUGGAUUUGACCAAGUCGGGUUUGUUGGACCUGAAGGAUAAAUUGCCUGAUGUCGACGGCAUCAGAAGCGAGAUUGAAUCUGAUUUCAAGAACAAAUUCGAGGAGUUGACGAAAGUCGCAGAGAAGCUGCAAAAUCUUGAAGAACAGGAAGAGAAUGAUGAUGACAAUAAGACCACCAGCGAAGAUAGCUCGACCGGAACUUCAUCUGGCACUUCAUCUGAAACUUCCACUGCCACAUCGACUGCCACAUCGACUGCCACCUGUACCUCUGAGACAACUGUCACAGACUGCCAGGAUAAAACACUCUUCAUUACGUCCACAGUUUCUUCUGGCUCAACUGGAAGUCCCACAGUCAUUACAAGCACGACCAGUACUUGUUCGACAAAGACUGGUUGCGAUAUCACUGCGACUACUGCAACCACUACCUUAUAUAGUGGUGUCAAGGCCUGCACACGUCGAAUAUUUUCCACUGUCAUCAUGACUGAAUAUUUAAGUGACACAUCGAAUGGUACCUCGUCUGGCACUAUUAUAUCUGGCCCCAAGAUAACAGGUAUAACUCUAACAACUACUACAAGAGCCUCCACAGCAUCAGGCCUAUGCCAGGGCACGGAUGUUUUGGUACCCUCAGGAACAAGAACGUACUGCAAAUGCUUGACAGCGACCACAGGCAUAGCCACCGAAUCAGUGACAAGCUACCUCACUGAGUCAUCUGGCGGAAAAUGCGCUGACUAUACAGCAUUCCCAACCACAGGCUUCAUGGACGUGUCAGAGACGUAUUCUGAUCUCUGCAAAGUCAACUUCGGUGGUGACGGUGGUAUAGAUGGCUAUAGCACUGGUGCAAAUAGCAAGUCUGGUUACUGUGCAUGCGAAUCAUCUGGCACGCAGAAAUGGGUCCCACUUCUACAUACCCAGGGCUCAGAGACAGCCUUGGUCUGCGCCUAUAUCACUUCAGUUUCGUUCACUACUAAUACCCCUACAACUACCGAGACACCGACCACCAUCUUUGUUACCGAUUUCACUUCCAGCGAUUUCGGUAAUGGGAAUCACUGGGCCUUUGCUACUGGCAUUGUGACCACCAACACGAAUAACUAUGGUUAUCUUGAUGAUUUCACUCCGAUUGUGGAGACCGUCGGCCAUGGCACAGCGACAAAAGAAUGGGUUACUAACUACGAGACUACGGAUGCCGGUACAACUUGGUGGUACGCCGAAGCAACCGGCGAUGGCAACGGGGAAGUGACAGCCGUCGGUGAGCCAACAGCAACUGCCGUGCCUUCGGCAACUCAGCACUGUGUCCGAUACGUGAUUCCCGGCCCAGAUACCAAUGCCGUGUACAAUUCUGCCAAGAACGAGUAUAUCUUCGUAAUCUACGGAGUUGAGGGCUGGGAUAAUAUCCAGAAUGCCGAUCAUCUCAUCGAAAAAAUCGAUAAUUGUGGAGUGUCAAACAUCCAUGCUGAAAUGAAUACUGGACUCUGGGGCACGACGGCAAUGUGGAGAGCUGCUAAUGGAUACUAUGAUGUACUAGAAACUUGUCUGAUGAGUGAAUUCGCCAAGCUUGGAGCGAAGACAGACGGCUGGGGAGGAUGUAAGGGUGAGUCAUGGCUUGGAGAGGCGACGGACUAUUAA
Penicillium waksmanii is the source of this 2283-nucleotide messenger RNA. RefSeq lists its product as uncharacterized. The record is from RefSeq and is a predicted model, not a curated record. Lineage: Eukaryota; Fungi; Ascomycota; Eurotiomycetes; Eurotiales; Aspergillaceae. The transcript has a single exon. Bases 1 to 2283 code for a protein of 760 amino acids.